GUAAUGGUGUCGUGCGUUCCUAGCGUUUCAUGGCUGCAAUAAGCGCAUUUCUUCCCAACUCUUACCAUCUUCAAUAGACAUAGAUAUCAAGGGCUAUAUUUAUUUUCAACAUGUCGCACCGUGUAUCAAAACGGCAUGAGUAUCAAGCGUUAGAAGACGACGAUCUGGACAGUGGUUCAACUUCCAGGCUUUCAACAAGUAGCAACUCACCGAUUCUUCCUAAGCCAGAUGUGGAUGAGUUCGAAGAGGAUGAUACAUUGCAAGGCGACGGGGAUGGCAACACAUUCGACACCGAUGGCCUAGAGACGUUUUAUGAGCCCGUCGAGGGAUACGAAGGCGCUCAUAGGUAUGACCCUAAGUAUCGCUGGAGCAAAGUGGAUGAGCAGAUCGUAGUAAGGAAGGUAAGGGAUCUUCUUUUUGUCUAUAAUACGUUUCCGAUUUUAUCAGUGGACGUUCGAUUUUCAACCUCCUGGAAGUACCGGCAUGAGGCGCCUGUGACGAAACGGGCGAGCAUCAAAUACUCUCGAUUUUUAACGGUUUAUUUUGAGCCUGCGAUAUUUCCAUACUGCCUCUGAGGCCCAAGUCGUGAUCUGGACCAUUUCCGACGUCGCCAGGAAAGUGGAGUUCGCGUCGUUCAUCGUUCUGAUUUCCUCCUAUCUU
Molecule: messenger RNA, 660 nt
Organism: Mytilinidion resinicola
Lineage: Eukaryota; Fungi; Ascomycota; Dothideomycetes; Mytilinidiales; Mytilinidiaceae
Exons: 2
Coding region: 111-575 (154 amino acids)
Source: RefSeq, a predicted model, not a curated record